AUCAUCGGCCUUAUCGAAAAAGGUGUCAGCGACCCUGAUCUGCCCAGAUUUUGCUGUGCCCGUAGAUCUAUCUGUUAGCACUAGCAGUUGAUAAAAUCUCUGGACAUGGCUCAAGCGCCCAAAUAUCUGACUGGGGAUCCGUCCGCCAUCAAUGCCUUCGUUGAUCAAUUCGAUGUGUUUUUGAUUGAUUGUGACGGAGUCCUCUGGUCAGGAGAUCACCUCUUCGACGGAGUCGCAGAGACGUUGGGGCUGUUGAGGUCUAAAGGAAAGCGGACGGUCUUUGUGACCAACAACUCUACCAAGUCCCGGCCCGAGUAUCUGAAGAAGUUCGCCAAACUCGGGAUUCCGGCUGAUGUCGAGGAUAUAUUUGGCUCCGCUUACUCGGCAGCCAUCUACAUCUCGCGGAUCCUGAAGCUGCCACCCUCGAAGAACAAGGUGUUCGUUCUUGGCGAGGCUGGCAUCGAGAAUGAGCUCAGGACCGAGAACAUUCCCUUUAUCGGGGGCACCGAUUCCAACUAUCGGAGGGACAUGACUCCGGAGGACUGGCAGGGCAUUGCAGACGGCUCAUUGCUGGACCCCGACGUGGGCUGCGUACUGGCCGGCCUGGACUUCCACGUUAACUACUUGAAGCUCUCGCACGCACACCAGUAUCUGCGACGCGGGGCCGUCUUUCUGGCCACCAACCUCGACCCGACCUUCCCCAUGAACCACAAUUUCUUCCCCGGCGCCGGGUCCAUUGUCAUCCCUCUGAGCAAUAUGGCAGGGGAGAAGCCGCUGGCGCUCGGAAAGCCGAGCCAGGCCAUGAUGGAUGCCAUAGAGGGGAAGUUCAAGCUCAACCGAGCAAGGACUUGCAUGAUUGGUGACAGACUGGAUACCGACAUCAAGUUCGGCAUCGAGGGACAGCUCGGUGGGACGCUGGCUGUUCUUAGCGGAGUUAGCAAGAAGGCGGAUUGGGAGGCCGAGGGCGCUGCGGCGGUGCCUGCGUUCUAUGUCGACCAGCUGGGGGAUCUCCGUGGCGGCGGCACCGGCGCUUAGUUGGGCUGCAGUGCCCUGGUACUGCGUAAACCGAACCCUUCGGCGAAGAAGAUUCUAGUGUAGGUAACCACGAAAGAAUCCAAGGAUGUGUGUUAGUGCCUACCAAACACUGAACAUGAUGCGCAUACUACAUAGUGUAGUGAGUGAGCGUACAAUGCGUGUUUACGGUUGGAUGACGUAUUGCUCCCGUGAGUCUGUGAUCUGUGAUUUGUCUGUAGGCUCGUGAAUUUC
Messenger RNA from Phialemonium atrogriseum, 1266 nucleotides. RefSeq names its product 4-nitrophenylphosphatase. The transcript is spliced from 5 exons. Gene Ontology annotation, molecular function: phosphoglycolate phosphatase activity; alkaline phosphatase activity. Lineage: Eukaryota; Fungi; Ascomycota; Sordariomycetes; Cephalothecales; Cephalothecaceae. The coding region runs from base 106 to 1035 and encodes 309 amino acids. The record is from RefSeq and is a predicted model, not a curated record.